Messenger RNA from Polychytrium aggregatum, 822 nucleotides. Its product is annotated as velvet factor. The record is from RefSeq and is a predicted model, not a curated record. Bases 1 to 822 code for a protein of 273 amino acids. The transcript is spliced from 6 exons. NCBI's taxonomy places the organism in Eukaryota, Fungi, Chytridiomycota, Chytridiomycetes, Polychytriales.
AUGGUAAUCACUGCUGCUGCUGCUGCCUCGCUGUCGGCUUGCGCUGUCGUCGUCUUGUCCUUUGUCUCGUUGCACCCUUAUUCUCUUGCGAUCAAGGAGCAGCCGCGGCAGGUCAGGGCGUCCGGAUACACCCUCUCGAUUUCGGGGCGAUCUGUCGAUCCAGUUCCGGUGCUCCAGCUUUCAUACCAAGAUGCCAACGGGGAUUUGAUCACGGACGGUCAACAUCCAAGACUGGUUGCCUCCACCAACUUUGUCGUCUACGCCAAGCUCUUCUCUGCAGAUGAGACGCCGAUAGCAUCUUCAAGAGUUCGAUCGUCCUCGGAUCCGUCUGCCGAGCGCUCGAAUGACCGACGGGAGCAGCCGAUAGCGUCGGGCCACGGCCUCAUUGCUUCGCCUGGCCAAGGCUCAAUUCUGAUCGACGAGCUGGAGGAACCGGACUCAGGCUCCAGCAAGGGCCAAGCGAGCCCACUCUUCGGCACCCUGGUCUCGCCGAGCUACCUUGCCCGUGGGCUGGACAAGAUCAUGGGCGUGUUCUUCAUCUUUGGGAAUCUCUGUGUCCGCAUCGAAGGAUCGUUUCGGCUCAAGUUCACCUUGGUUGACCUAAAAGUUGCGGAUGCAAACCCGAAUCCCGUCGUACUGACGUCGGUAAUGUCGGAUGUGUUUGAGUCCUUCAGCUGGAGGAACUUUCCGGGGAUGGCGAAGAUCUCGCCGCUAACGAAGCACUUGCUGGAUCAGGGAGUUGUCAAGAUCGUCCGCAAAGCACAGCCGAUGCGCGGCGGCAAAGGGCGAAAACAGUCCACCGAAUCGCUCGACUCGAGCUGA